Daphnia magna is the source of this 1158-nucleotide messenger RNA. Its product is annotated as heat shock protein 110-like. The transcript has 5 exons. The record is from RefSeq and is a predicted model, not a curated record. The coding region runs from base 545 to 1066 and encodes 173 amino acids. Lineage: Eukaryota; Metazoa; Arthropoda; Branchiopoda; Diplostraca; Daphniidae.
UUGACAAGUGAUAGUUCGUCGUCAUGUCUUUUCAUUGGAAUUUUCAUGUCUUCUCAGCACACUUGUAAGUUUUGGCAUGUUAAAGUAUUUUGUGUAAUUGUUACAUCAUGAUGAAAACAUGUGCUACAUGUGUGUUGAUGGAAAGCGAUCUGUAGAUUUGCAUUUAGACUGACUGAGAGCUAUCAGUUUUUCCUUUCGAGAAAAAUAAAAGGCCAACACCAUGGUUAAAAAAGGGUUUUUGUUAACCAUGCUCAAAGUUGCCACUACUCGUGUAUCAUCCAAGCUAUCAUGUGUGUUGAUGGAAAGCGAUCUAUUUGCAAUUAGACUGACUGAAAGCUAUCAGAUUGUCCUUUCGAGAAAAAUAAAAGGCCAACACCAUGGUCAAAAAAGGGUUUUUGUUGACCCCUUGGUUGCUACACAUUCAAUCCUCAUAUCCUUGGAAUGGACCCACUCUUAUUUAGAGGUAUUGCUUUCUGUCGUUACACUUCCAUGAUAUUUAAAAAAUCUAAAGUCAGCUGGCGGCGAAGACGUUGAGCACGGAGAGAUGGAAGUAUUCCCCAAGUUUCACAGCGUUCCUUUCUCCAAGAUUCUAACAUUCUUCCGAAAGAGUCCUUUUGUGUUUGCUGCUUCGUUGAAUCGUUUCAAGAAAGCGUACACUGCUUACAAUAGCGGUGUUGCAGCCUACGAUCACUGGACGCCCGAAGAAGCAAAGAAGUUGGAACUAGCAAUUGCUGAAAAAGUUUCUUGGUUGGAUGCCAACAUCAGCCGUGUGAAGGCAACUCUUAAGACUAAGGACUUGCCUAUUAAAGCCGCUGCCUUCCAUAGCGAACACCAGGCUUUUGAAAGCAGCAUGAAUCCAGUUUUGAACAAACCCAAACCACAGCCUCCUGCCCCACCGGCUGAAGCUGCACAGUCGGGCAAGCCAGAGGAUGCUGCCAACGGCUCAACAAUAGUGCUCCCAGAAUUGAUCCGUGGACCGCAGUCCCGACUCCAUCAUGCGAAAUUAAUUGGCCGUGCAUCACCAACUUAUAUCGGAUGGGCGCUCCGUAUUGAAAACUAUUGCUAAAUUUCAUAAAGCUUUACAUAAUUUUGCUUGGACAAUCAUGUGUAAGUGGUGUAUAAAAUGAAAUGCGUGUUGAAUACAAAUUUUAAAUCGCG